AUGAAGUUCACUCCAGUCGUUGCCGCCGGCCUUGUGGCCCUCGCCACUGCCCAGCCAGCUCGGGAUGCUCAAGGCGCGACUCUUGAGAUUAGCUGGGGAAAGGCUUGCGCUGGCUUUGAGCGAAACCUCAAAUGCGAGAAUUAUGCCCAGGAUUGCUGGGCCGAGUCGAAUAAGCGUGCGACCGAGCAGGAGGUUAUCGACUGCACCCAGAGAAAACUAAAAGAGGCCGCUCUCGGCAAGGAUGGUACACCAAUCAAGGAGCAACUUUGCGCGGGCUUUCUGGACCACCCAAAGUGCCGGGAAUUCGCUCAGGCUUGCGACGGAGAGUCUAAGGGUCGUUGGACCGGGCGAAAGGUUGUUCACUGCACCCAGAAGAAACUAGUCGGACCAGAUCUAGUAGCCGAACUUUGCGUGCCCUGGGAAAACGAAGAAGACUGCCUUGACCAGAUCACCGACUGCAACACCAACGGCAAGGUUUUGACCGACUGCAUGUCGCUCCCCGACUUGUACAGUAUCGUUGAUAUCCCUGCCCAACCUGCCCAACCCUAA
This is a messenger RNA of Metarhizium robertsii ARSEF 23, 549 nucleotides long. RefSeq lists its product as uncharacterized. NCBI's taxonomy places the organism in Eukaryota, Fungi, Ascomycota, Sordariomycetes, Hypocreales, Clavicipitaceae. The transcript has a single exon. The coding region runs from base 1 to 549 and encodes 182 amino acids. The record is from RefSeq and is a predicted model, not a curated record.